AUGACACCAAAUCUACUUCUGGCAGAUAUUCAGAAAGCCUUUUUGCAAAUUGGAGUUAAGAAAACGGACAGAGAUGCUUUUCGAUUCCUGUUCGAAAUCGAUGAAAAGGAGGAACAUUUCCGGUUUGCUAGAUUACCAUUCGGCGUCGAAGCCAGUCCCUUUCUACUUGGAGCAACGUUGGGAUACCACCUUGAGCAACAGCCGACAGGAUUUGAGGAAACUGUGACAGCUCUUAAAGAGAAUACAUACGUUGAUAACAUCAUGAAAACUGGACGUGAUACGGACGACUUGAGGAAAUUUAAAGAAGAAAGCUCCAUCAUUCUUGAGGAUGCCAAAUUCCCAAUCCACAAGUGGGAAUCAAACAUCGCGUGCCUCGAAGACGAAAACAUGCCAAACCCAAGUAAAAUACUCGGACACGUCUGGGAUAAACAAGAAGAUACAUUAGAAUUCGAAGCAGCAACCAUGCCUGAGAACCAACCAAUAACAAAGAGGAGCAUUUUGAGUCGGUUAGGAAGAGUCCACGAUCCUUUGGGAAUGGUAUCGCCUACCAUGGCUGAGGGUAAGCUCAUAUUUCGAGAUGCCAGUGAAGAAAGAAAAGGUUGGAACGCUGAAGUGUCAGAAUCCUUGAAAAGGAAGUGGAUCAAGUGGAACAAUCAAAUGAAGAAUGUUAAAGUUCCUAGAGCUAUAACUAAGAAAUCGGACGUGAUUGAAGGCAUUCAACUCCAUUUGUUUGCAGAUGCUAGUAACCUUGCUUGCUGUGCAGCAACAGUCGCAGUGGUAGAGCACAAAUCAGGAACUUUGAAAGGUCUGUUAACGUCCAAAUCUCGAAUUUCCAAAAAGAACACCACAAUACCGAGGUUGGAACUUGUGAGUGGUCAAAUGGCGGCGAACAUGGCAAGGAAUUUAUACCAUGCACUACUGCGAUUGCCUGUUAAGUCUAAAAUUGAUAAUCAGAUUUCAAAUAAUGAGAUACAUAUUGAUGGUUUUAAUAUAAUUCGUAAAGAUCGAAAUAGGUUUGGUGGUGGUGUGGUUCUAUAUGUUCGCCAAAACAUAUCAUUCUCAGAUAGAAUAGAUCUAAUCCCUGAUGAACUUGAGAUGGUCUGCAUUGAAUUAAGUUUACCCUACAAUAAAUCACUGCUAAUAAGCACAUGGUAUAGACCACCAAAUCCCCCUACGAAUAAAUUUGAUUACUGGGCAAGCUUUUUAGCAAAAUGUGAUAAUGAAGAUAAGGAGCUAAUCCUCAUAGGAGAUCUAAAUUGUGAUGCCAGUAAAACUAUACCUGACCCUCACACAUGUAAGUUGCAAUUUUUAUGUUCUCUGUAUCAGAUAGACCAACUUAUUAAAGAAUCUACAAGGCUAACUCCUAAAUCAGCUACACUAAUUGAUUUAAUAUUAACAAAUAGACCAGAAAAUAUUUCCAGAUCAGGUGUCAUUCACCUGGGAAUUUCAGAUCACAGCCUUGUCUACGCUGUGAGAAAAUUUACACUACCGAAUGGAAGGCAAAAAAUUCGUCAGGUUCGUACCUUUAAAAACUUUGUCGAAAAUGAUUUCAUUCGGGAUGUGUCUCAAUUGCCUUGGGAGAUGGUCUAUCAGUUUGGAGAUCCCAAUUUAUGUUGGCAAGUCUGGAAAUCACUAUUAUUAGAUGCACUUAAUAGACAUGCCCCUCUGCGCCACAAGCGAAUAAGGAAUACCCCUGUCCCAUGGAUUAAUCCUCAAAUUAAAGAACUUAUGAGAAAAAGGGACUAUCACAAAAAAAAGGCCAUAAAAUAUGAUUCGGAGUCACAGGGGGAAUUGUAUAAAACACUACGUAAUGAAGUAAAUAUAAACAUGCGGAAAGCAAAAUCUAAGUACUUUUGUGAUAAAAUCCAGGCAAGCUCUCAAAUGGGAGACAGUAAAAGUGGAUGGGCUUGGAUAAAUUCGCUCUUAGGAAGAAAGCAUAAGAAUGCAAAUAUUAAUGAACUGAAAGUAAAUGAUGAUAUUAUUUCUGAUGAUAAAUCUAUUACUGAAACAUUAAAUGAAUAUUUUAUAAAUAUUGGAAUGAAGAUGGCUGCUGAAUCAGCAUGUCAACGCACUGAUGCUUUAAAUGAUCAAGUAAUUUAUGAAAGUACUGUGCUUCUUCCUAAAGAAAAUUUUCACUUCGCAGAUAUUACUAUAGAUAGUGUUUCCAAACGCCUACAAAAACUAAAUGUCUCAAAAGCGACAG
Molecule: messenger RNA, 2203 nt
Organism: Paramuricea clavata
Lineage: Eukaryota; Metazoa; Cnidaria; Anthozoa; Malacalcyonacea; Plexauridae
Source: the annotation of a GenBank genome assembly